Messenger RNA from Vigna angularis (adzuki bean), 2400 nucleotides. RefSeq names its product probable amino-acid acetyltransferase NAGS2, chloroplastic. The coding region runs from base 153 to 2213 and encodes 686 amino acids. Gene Ontology annotation, biological process: L-arginine biosynthetic process. Gene Ontology annotation, molecular function: L-glutamate N-acetyltransferase activity, acting on acetyl-CoA as donor. Gene Ontology annotation, cellular component: cytoplasm. The record is from RefSeq and is a predicted model, not a curated record. The transcript is spliced from 11 exons. NCBI's taxonomy places the organism in Eukaryota, Viridiplantae, Streptophyta, Magnoliopsida, Fabales, Fabaceae.
AAAAGUAUAGUUAAAGAACAGAAAAAGAAAUUAGCAUCAUGCGAGUGAAGUUAGCAAAUAGUUUCCUUGACUUGGCGGCUAAAGUUUGAGAGUUUCCCCGCCACCGCCACCGCAACCGAUCACCGGCACGGUGUGAAAUCAGUUUCUUCUUAAUGGCGCGUUCCUUAUGCCCAUCCAUUCCGAACACUUCCACCUUCUCUGAUUUCUGCAAACUAUACUCCUCCUCUCACCAUUUAUGUUUCCACUCCCCAAAAUCAAACCUGCAAUUUAAGCCUCGUCGGGGCCCAGAAGCGCGGCCCCUGGGUAACCGAAAGAGAAGAAGUUCAAAGAAGCUUACUGCGUCGAGCGAAGGAGCGAAUGGUUAUGGGAGUAUAGAAGCAGAUGGGUAUAAUGGGUCGGUGGAAGAUAAGCAAUUCGUGCGUUCCUUUCGCGAGGCCUGGCCUUACUUGUGGGCCUAUCGUGGCAGCACCUUCGUUGUCAUUAUUUCUGGAGAAAUUGUUUCUAGUCCUUUCCUAGAUCCUAUUCUCAAGGACAUAGCUUUCCUUCAUCAGCUAGGUAUCCGGUUUGUUCUUGUUCCGGGGACACAUGUGCAGAUAGACAAGCUUUUGAAUGAGAGAGGGUGCCAGCCUAAGUAUGUUGGUAGAUAUAGGAUAACUGAUGAAGCAUCUCUAGAAGCUGCGAUGGAAGCCGCUGGGGGAAUAAGAUUGAUGAUCGAAGCAAAACUUUCUCCUGGACCUUCCAUAUGCAAUAUUCGUCGACAUGGCGAUAAUAGUCGAUGGCAUGAAGUGGGUGUCAGUGUUGCCAGUGGUAACUUUCUUGCAGCCAAGAGAAGAGGGGUGGUCAAUGGAAUUGAUUUUGGGUCAACUGGGGAAGUUAAAAAAGUAGACGUAUCUCGCAUGCGUGAGAGACUCGAUGGUGGUUGUGUAGUUAUUUUAACCAACUUGGGCUACUCCAGCUCUGGAGAAGUAUUAAAUUGCAACACCUAUGAAGUAGCAACAGCUUGUGCCUUGGCUAUAGGAGCAGACAAGUUGAUAUGCCUUAUAGAUGGUCCAAUACUUGAUGAGAAUGGACGUUUAAUUCGUUUCUUGCCUCUUCAAGAAGCAGACAUGCUAAUUCGUAAACGGGCUGAGCAAAGUGAAGUAGCUGCUAACUAUGUCAAAGUUGUUGAUGAAGAAGGUUUCAACUCUCCUGAAUAUAACAAUUUUAAUGGAAUAGUCAAACCACCACCUAUUGGGCGUUUCACAGAAUGGCAUAAAACAACCUUCCACAAUGGUGUUGGUUUUGAAAAUGGAAAUGGCUUAGAGUCCAGUGAGCAAGGUUUUGCCAUUGGAGGUCAAGAGCGGUUAAGUCGAAUGCAUGGUUACCUGUCAGAGUUGGCUGCUGCUGCUUUUGUUUGCAGAGGUGGUGUUCAAAGAGUUCACUUGCUGGAUGGAACUAUUAGUGGAGUUUUGUUGUUGGAAUUGUUUAAAAGAGACGGGAUGGGAACAAUGGUGGCUAGUGACCUUUAUGAAGGCACUCGGACAGCAGAGGUGAAAGAUAUUUCUGGAAUAAAACAACUUAUUCAGCCUUUGGAGGCAUCUGGCAUAUUGGUUAAGCGGACUGAUGAUGAGCUCUUGCAAACAUUGGAUUCAUUCGUUGUUGUGGAAAGAGAAGGUCACAUAAUUGCUUGUGCUGCCCUUUUUCCUCACUUUGAGGAGAAGUGCGGGGAAGUUGCUUGCAUUGCAGUAUCUCCUGAUUGUCGUGGUCAAGGACAGGGUGACAAAAUGCUUGCCCACACAUUAGCCUCCCUCAAACAAAUCAAUCAUGAUAUGGUUUCUUAUAUUGCUGAAGCUCAAGUUGCACUGGAAGAAUUAACGAUAUUCUUGGAUGAUGACUCUUUAGAAGCCACUAUUAAAGGCCAAUCAUUCUUUACUCCUUGUGUUUCAACAACCAAUGUUUCUCAAUCAAUUACUAAUAGAAGUCCAUGGAUCUGUUAUGAAAAAGAUUAUAUGGAGAAGAAAGCAUCGUAUCUGGGACUGAAUAUGCUUUUCCUGCUAACUACACGUACAGCAGAUUGGUUUGUGAGGCGUGGAUUUUCAGAAUGUUCUAUUGAUUAUAUUCCUGAAAAGAAAAGGAGAAAGAUCAAUCUUUCUCGCAAUUCUAAGUAUUAUAUGAAGAAGCUUCUGCCAAAUAAAAGUGGAAUUACUGUUGGUGUAAAAUCUGAUUCAAGUUAGCUCCACUUUAUGUUGUCUUUUUUCUUAUUGAUUGGAUGCAAUAUAUUAGGUACUUUUAUAAACAUUCUUAUAACAGUAAGGAAUCUGGAUCAUCAGUGUAUAUCGCAGGCAGGUCUUCCAUUUGUAGCAUUAAGUUUGUACUCUUUUUUUUAUCAGCAGAAACAAUAUAUUUAAUAAAGGGCAUCAA